CGAACCAAAACUUUAAUCUUCAUUUUCAGGAACAUUCUUUUUUCUUUUUUCCCCCAAAACUUUCGUUUCCUUCAUUGUUAAUCUCACCCAGAUUCCCGUUCCCUCGGUUUUGGCCCUUUUUCUCCUGUAUGCGUUAUUGAGUUAGUGAUUAGGCUAUUGAUCAUUUGCAGAUAAACUCCAAAAAGAAUAAGAAGAGAUUCUUUGUUUCUUGUCGUAACCAUUGUUGUUGAAUCGGAUCCUCGUUGUGGCUGAUAUGCAGGGGAAUCUAAAUUGAGAACCUUUUGUCGUGCCUGUUUGAUCUAUGGGUUGGUGUCAGAUUCUCUUGAAUUUUUCUCAAAUAGCUUGAAGAUGAUAUGUUAAUGGGAUAUUAAGAGCACAAUGGAUCUGAAACUGGGGAUAUAUAUAUUAUUGUGAAUUAAGACAAGGGUUUGUGCAGAAGAAGAAGAUAAAAAGACUUCGUUCGUCUGCGUUCUGUUUUUUUGUUGAUAUAUAAGAGAUUGUACAGAGGAAGAAUGAAUAUGACUUUUGCUUUUCUUGUUUUGGUUUCUUGAGAGAGAAUGGAGAAUCCGGGUAGGGAUAGAUUCCACGGUAAUGAAGACAAUGUUUACAUUCAGACAAGGGAGGCGUUUUCAGAUGAGUUCUUGAAGGAUUAUAGUGCUCAAAGGAAAACACAAGUAGCUUCUAAAAACGUUGAGAGCAGUCAUAACAACCGAAUAGUUUACGAGGAUCUCAAUCGAAUCCUCGGGAUUCAGAGAGUUGAUUCAGGCGUUUCAGAUGUUUCAGACUCGUCUUCGAUGUAUCGGACCGCUUCAAAUGUUUCUUUGCCGGAGAAACUGAAGCUUCUUUGCAGUUUCGGUGGAAGGAUCUUACCAAGGCCUGGUGAUGGGAAGCUUAGGUACAAUGGUGGAGAGACUCGGAUCAUCUCGACGUAUAAACAUGUUGGUUUAAACGAGUUGUUGCGAAAGACUUACGCUAUAUGCAACCAUCCUCAUACAAUCAAGUACCAGUUACCAGGAGAAGAUCUUGAUGCACUGAUCUCCGUUUGCUCGGAUGAAGAUCUUUUUCAUAUGAUUGAAGAGUAUCAAGACGCUGAAGACAAGGCUGGUUCCAAGAGGAUAAGAGUGUUUCUUGUGUCUCAAACUGAGCUAGAAAACAGGAACAUAGGCCAACAACAUUAUCAGUACGUUUCAGCUCUUAAUGGUUUCUUGGAUGUGAGUCCUGAAAAGAGCUCCAGCGAGCAAAGUCAAGCAACAACACAGUUUGGGAAUGCUUCAGAUUAUAGCCCUACGUUUAGUCAUCGAGACUCGCCUGCUUCUUCUGUUCAUCAUAUUCCUGCGAUUCAGAUACCAAGGAACUCAUAUGGCCAACAGUCUCCUCCAUCGUCUCCGUUUUCAGCUCACAAGAGAGCUAAUACCGACAUUCCUUACUUUGUUAAUCCAUUCUAUGAUACUAAUGUUCCUUACAUGGCUUCUCCAAACUUUCCACAUCAGAAUCCUUUCUUCUUUGAGACUACUACUAAGCAGAUACAGAAUGACCAAGAAAGGAACUUUCACAGGAGCCCAAGUGGGGAUGUUUUUCCUCAUCCUCAAACCGGUGAACCUUAUACCGGGUCUGAGAAACCGGUGCUGAGGAAAAACGCUAUCUCUGAUCCACAGUUGCAUGAUGAGAGCGAGAUCAGCAACCGGUUAGAAUCAAUCACUAAACCUCCAUGGCAAAUGGUGAGAGAGAAAUCACCUUCUUUGGCUAUGUCGUUUUGCUCAGAGAAAUGGGAAGAGAGUGAGUUUUCUUUCAAGAAUCCAGAGUUGGGAAACAACGAGUUUCAAUUCAACAAAGAAGUUCACAACUGGAUGAACAGUGAGGAUCCAAGUUCUUUCGAUCUGGCUUCAAAACAACUUGGAGUAAGUGAAACUAGUAGCUCCUUCAGUCCGAAUUACCAAAGAGCUGUUCAGAUUACUUCAAUCGGUUCACAAGACUCGGGAACCUCUGUGUUCUCCUUAUCUGCCAAUGCCAACGAGAAUCUUGCUGAUGGUUUGACCAGAGAAGACGGUUUAAAUUUUUUUGAACUUCCGGUUAAGAAAGUGGAAAGUAAAGAAGAUGUGAAGAGAUCAUCAGAUGCUCUUUGCAAGGAUAAACUUCUUGGUCCACCAGUCAUAGUUGAAGAUGUGGCGAAUGUUAUAACUUCAGAUGUACCUUUAGAAGCUACUGUUGUUCCUCAUGUACAUAGUGAGUUAGAUGAUAAAAAGUCAUAUACAAGAGAAGGAGAGAAUACAAGUAUUGGUUCUGAAUCCGUAAUGGAGGAAAAGUAUAAAGAAGGCAAAAAUACUGACAAAUCAAUCGGAGAGAUGAUUGAAGCUGAAGCUGGAAUCUAUAACUUACAGAUUAUAAAGAGUAUAGAUCUCGAGGACUUACACGAGCUUGGAUCUGGGACAUUUGGAACUGUUUAUUACGGGAAGUGGAGAGGAACUGAUGUUGCUAUCAAGAGGAUAAAGAACAGCUGUUUUUCUGCUAGAUCAUCCGAACAAGAACGACAGACGAAAGAUUUCUGGAGAGAAGCUCGGAUCUUGGCGAAUCUUCAUCACCCAAAUGUGGUGGCCUUUUAUGGGGUUGUACCAAAAGGACCUGGUGAAACUAUGGCCACUGUGACUGAGUUUAUGGUGAACGGAUCUUUGAGACAUGUCUUGCAGAGAAAAGAUAGGUCGCUUGAUAGGCGCAAAAAGCUGAUGAUAACUCUAGAUGCUGCGUUCGGCAUGGAGUAUUUACAUAUGAAGAAUAUUGUUCAUUUCGAUCUAAAAUGUGAUAACUUGCUUGUUAACCUGAGAGAUCCACAACGACCAGUAUGCAAGGUUGGUGAUUUUGGAUUGUCGAGAAUAAAACGCAACACGCUUGUGUCUGGUGGAGUUAGAGGAACACUUCCAUGGAUGGCACCAGAGCUAUUAAAUGGAAGCAGCAACCGCGUCUCUGAGAAGGUGGAUGUUUUCUCAUUUGGUAUUGCGAUGUGGGAGAUUUUAACAGGCAAAGAACCUUACGCAGAUAUGCAUUGUGGUGCCAUCAUUGGUGGGAUUGUGAACAAUACGUUGAGACCUUCGGUGCCGGAAAAAUGUGAUAAUCUAUGGAGAGAGUUGAUGGAGCAAUGCUGGUCGUUUGAUCCGGCGAUACGGCCGUCGUUCACGGAGAUUAUUGAUCGGCUCCGGUCAAUGUCAGCUGCCUUGCAAUCCAAGCGACGAACUUAAGCCGUCAGAUGAAGUAAAAAAGAGGAAGAAUCAUCAUUGUAAAGCUGUAAAGAUUAAAAGGGUGGUUUUUGUAAAUCUGAAACUUUGUUGUAAAUUAGUAAAUAUACAUAUACAGACACGUGGCAGUUUGUAGUUAGAGGAAUGUUGUUGGUACUAUUUCUGUAAAAACAGAAAGUCAUAUGUUUGCUUCCAAAAUUCAAAUAUUUUUCUAUUAGUAAUCGAA
Thlaspi arvense is the source of this 3453-nucleotide messenger RNA. NCBI's taxonomy places the organism in Eukaryota, Viridiplantae, Streptophyta, Magnoliopsida, Brassicales, Brassicaceae. The record is from the annotation of a GenBank genome assembly.